Molecule: messenger RNA, 506 nt
Organism: Colletotrichum godetiae
Lineage: Eukaryota; Fungi; Ascomycota; Sordariomycetes; Glomerellales; Glomerellaceae
Exons: 2
Coding region: 101-469 (122 amino acids)
Source: RefSeq, a predicted model, not a curated record
ACUGGUGAGCGGAGCAUAUCCCCAUAUACCGCAUGCACUCUGCUUACGCUUCGUAAAAUGGCGACGGCCUCGCUCACCCCUGCCCGUGAGGCUUCCCGCUAUGAGAGCUGGCACCAUCCUAGUCGUCUCCCAGCUCCUAGUCUCCUUGUCCCCGUUUGCCUGCGCUUAUGCCGCUGGCCGACCGUUGAUCGACGGGAGCCCAUUGGCCCGGGGCGCCAGCCAUGGGGCGAACAUGUUCCAUGGCCGUGCCGACCCAGAGUCGUCUAUCUUACGAAUGCUACUCUAUAUUACAUUGUAUCCGUACGGAUCCAACCCAGUUCCUACGGAUACUGAACACUCCGUACGGACUGUUCCAUUGAGAAAAUCAGCUGGACCCAGAUGGAAUUGCAUCUCAGAUUCAACCUCACAUCGUUUAUCCAGCUGCUGGCCCCCCAUGGAAUUUGGUGUGUCCCCCAUGUCUCUCUUCUAACCCUCUCGGGCAUGAUCACCAACUGCAACGGCACCCG